AAAACUUUGGCCGUGUAAUAUGCAAUUGAGAUUGUCAUGCAGAAUUGUUUGGUCAUUCUUUGAGGUGUAUUUUUCACGCAGCCGCUGCAUCGCUUCUGUCAGGGGUUGUCGUCUCAUCAUUGGAGAAUCUUAGUGCCUUAUGUCCAAACAGCUUGAUGAGAGUGCCGACAUGGGAGUCCUGGAAACGCCCGCCGAAGAGUCUCAGGAUCCUGCUGACGUGGAUAUUUGCACAGAGUAUUCUGCGACUGUGGCUGAGACUUCUCCUUUUACUGUGUUUGACGAGUCUGACGAGUCUGAUUAUUCAUCAUGGGACUGGUAUGAGGGAGAGGACGGUGUUCUUGUUAAAUGGGAUGGCGUGUGUCAAGUCAAUCCUGGGGCAGCCCUUGACUUUGACUUGUGGAGAUCGUUUGAGGACGAGGUUUGCGCUAAAUAUCUUCGGCCUAAUGGUUCGGUUACAGACAAGCCGCCGUGUCUGGAAGACCCGGGCCGUGUGCUUUCCAAGGGGGCAGCUGUGCAGCAGAACACUGUUGUGUCAGAAGGCCAGGAGCCCACCCCACUGGCAAAGGAAGCCAGAUUUGCUCUUAAAGACACCGGGAACGAAGAUCAAUGUGGAGCUGGAGACGCGCAGGAUGCAAAAGCUUCCAAUGUCACGAAGGAGGACCUUGGUGCUGUGUUUCAGUAUGGAGAGAGCUCCAACCCCGUAGGCCACGCGUCACUCUCGGAGCCGAUCCCCGGCAGUUGCCCAACGUGCGCAUGGUUUGACGCGGGCCCGGUCAAGGUUGGGCGCCAGUGAGUGGGAUCAAUGAGCCGUAUGCGUUUUGGUGUUUUCCGUCCAGGGUGUUGAAAUCCACCUGGUGUGGGGCUGGUGCACUAGGUGUAAAUAGACACAUUGCGAUCCGCGGUGUUCUUCAUUGUAUAUUUGCAAGAACCGGGC
Messenger RNA from Durusdinium trenchii, 934 nucleotides. The record is from the annotation of a GenBank genome assembly. NCBI's taxonomy places the organism in Eukaryota, Dinophyceae, Suessiales, Symbiodiniaceae.